GUGGGAAGGCAAGGCAAGGAAAGGCUAGCGAAGGAGCAUCCAGCACAGGGACCAGGCAAAGAAAGCGUGGCAGAGGCGGGGCGGCGGCCAACGUGGUUUAGACCUGAAGCCUCCGACGAGCAUGGGCGUGGCUGGAAGAGGCGGGGCAUAGGACCGGUGGACGUUCAGGGCAUGGACAGGACGGAUGAGAAGAGGUGGAGGGAAAAGGUGUCGGUGGGGACAGUGAGGAUCGCGAAGUCAGCGUGGGUGUGGGGCGACGGGAGGUCCUGCGGCCAGAGGACGGUCUAUGGCAAGGAGAGUCUCCGAAAUCACGAGCAGAGUCGAGGCGAAGACAAAUACUGGGGCAAGGAAACAGUUAUUUACGAGAGGGAGCACGGCGAACAGAGAGCCAAACGGGAGGACCGGGACGAGGAGCGACCACCCGGCGAAGACAGAUCCCGGGGCGAGGGGAGGUCACCCGAGGAAGAGCGAUCCGGGGGCGAGGGGAGAUCUGGAGGAGUAGAGAGGCCCCGCGACCAGGAAAGGCUCCCUAAGGAGAGGGCUGGCGCGGAGGGGCAGGCGGGUGCCGAGGAGAAACCACCGGGGCGGGAGAAGGAGAGGGGCCGGGGAUCGGAGCAGAAGCAGGAGGGCCAGGUUGCCCAGGACCCGGGGAGGGGAAGAAGCCAGGACCUAGGGCGUGGCCAGGACAGAAAGAGGAGCGAGGAGCCGACCUCCUGCCAGACUCAGUGCCCGUUCCACGGCAAGGGGCGUGGCCAGGAGAGAAAGUCCGUAGGAGAGCCAAUCUCCUGUCAGAUUCAGUGCCCGUUCCACGGCAAGGGGCGUGGCCAGGAGGAAAAGUCCAGCGAAGACCCAAUCUCCGGCCAGACUCCGCGCCAGAGCCAAAGCAAGGGGCGUGGCCAGGAGAGCAAGUCCAGCGGAGAACCAAUCUCGGGCAAGACUCGGCGCCAGAGCCGCAGCAAGGGGCGUAGCCAGGAGGGAAAGUCCCGCGAAAAGCCGAUCUCCAGCCAGACUCGGCGCCGGAGUCAGGGCAGGGGCCGUAGCCAGGAGAGCAAGUCCAGCGGAGAACCAAUCUCCGGCAAGACUCGGCGCCAGAGCCGCAGCAAGGGGCGUAGCCAGGAGGGAAAGUCCCGCGAAAAGCCGAUCUCCGGCCAGACUCGGCGCCGGAGUCAGGGCAGGGGCCGUAGCGUGGACGGAGGUGUGGGCAAGGACUCACAGACUGACAAGACCAAGGCUAGAAGCCGGCUCCUGAGCAGGGCAGGGGAGAAGAGAAAGGGGCGUGGCGAGGAGCGGUGUGAGGGCGGGACAGCCUGUGAGGGCGGAGCCAAGUCCAGGAACAAGUCGGUGGUCGCCGAGGGGCGUAAGGGUGGGGAAAAGAAGGGCAAGGCAAGAAACAAAAAGAGAGACUUGGCGAAGAGUAGAGUCGGAGUUCUAAGCGGCGGCAUAGAGAAGAGCAAGGGUAGGGCAAGGAGAGAGAGAGCGACUGGCAAGCGGGCUGAAAAGAGCCGCGAGGCCAGAAGUAAGAGUAGGGGCGGGGCCGAGAGCAAGAGCAGGGGCGUGGCGAGGAGUCUUAGUAGGGGAGGGGCUGAGAGUAAGAGAACCGGCAGGACCAGGAGUAUUAGUAGGGGCGAGGUCGAGAGUAAGAGUAAGGGCGUGGCCAGGAGUAAGAACAGGGCUAGGGUGAGUAGAGGCGGGAACAGGGCGGGCGCUCGAAGCCUGAUCAAAAGUGGAGCCAGGAAGAGGGGCGGGAAGAAAGGCAAGAACUGAGCGGUUUCCCAGAGAUCAGCCCCAGCGAGCAGACUGACAA
This is a messenger RNA of Peromyscus maniculatus bairdii (prairie deer mouse), 1804 nucleotides long. The record is from RefSeq and is a predicted model, not a curated record. NCBI's taxonomy places the organism in Eukaryota, Metazoa, Chordata, Mammalia, Rodentia, Cricetidae.